UUUUAUUUAACAAUAGUGUUAAUAGUGCCUUAACGUAUUAGAUUAUGUACGAGCGCACUAUUGAAAAAGAAAACUUUGUUCGACAAAUCACACCUAAUAAGCAUACAUUAAAUCUGUGUUGUACUAGAACACUGAUAUAAGCGUUUUACAACCCAAUGUUUUUCGCACAGCACACGUGCGGCAAGCAGCAGAGAAAAUUUCGCGCCGCGUGGAAUCAUGGGAGUACACGCAUCAACAAGAAUAGGAAAUAUUUAGUUACGUAGCAAACAUGUUUUAUUAACUGCAAAUGAUUUUAAAAUAUUAAACCUAGUGAUAAGAAAAUCAAUAAAAAAAAGUCUUUAAAAAGUUUUUUGUGAGGAUUGUCAGUAUCUACGCCGCCAAGAUACGCGACUAAAAUUUUGAGGUGUUUUAAAAAAAAAAAUCGACAUCAGCGGGCUUAUGACGCGCAGUGAUAGACGUUAACUUUUACAUGUUUAUAAAACAUUUAUUUAACAUUUUUGUUUUAAAUGGUUUAUUUUCUAACACUUUAAACAUGUUUUAAACAUGUUUCAUUUUAAAAUGUUUUUUGGUAAAAAUGUUUCUAAAAUGUUUCUUGUUUCCUCAUUGGCUUAGCCUCGUCACGUGAUAUGACUAUCAACGUACCGUUGAGAUACAUGUAGUUCAGUGAAAAUGAGCAGGAAAAGACAAACGCGAAAACGCACCACAGGAAAGCGACCUCAGGCUCGAAAGAUAUAUGAGCCUACAGAUAUUCAAGCGCUAAAGUCAAGGAUUAAAAAACUUGAGCAGCAAGUUAAACUAAAAGAGGUGAAGCAGAAAAGACCUGGCAGAAUUCAGCAAAUGUUGACUGCAGCCGCAGCUACCGUUACACAUUUGGCAACGACGAUUAACAAUAAAACGAAGUUAUACUUCGGAGGAGGGAAAAGAGGAAGACGGCGACGUGCUCAACACACUGCACGUGCAAAAUGGAGCAGCCAGAACCAAGAGAACGACUCAGAAGAAAGAAGUUUACCACGAGGACAAGACAAAAGGCAACGUCCACAUCAAAAGAAGCGCAACUGCAGCGGCGUCACCAAACUCGUUAAGCCAUCGACCUGCGGAGAACUGGGGAAACAAAAAAAAAUUAUCACAAAAAGUAAAGGAAAGGGACCAAUGAAAAGGAAGCUUUUACAAAUGGGGAUUAACGACAUCAAUAAUAUCCUCAGUUAUACAACCUGUGCUGAAUGUGACAAUAAUGGUUUGUUGUCAUCAAGAUUCAGCCAGAAUUCUGAUACGGAAAUAGAAAUGUGGUGUGACUCGUGCAGCUUCAGAGAAACAUUCAUUAUCAAUAAUAACUAGUUGAUAAGAUACACCUAACCCUAAUAUCCCCUGGAUAUUUCAGAAAAUUUUAACUUCAGCCGCAGGUACCGUUACGCAUUUGGCAACGACGAUUAACAAUAAAACGAAGUCAUACUUCGGAGGGAAAAGAGGUAAAAAGCGACGUGCGAAACACGCUCCACGGGCGCGAUGGGACCGCAAGAAGCAAGAGAACGAUACAGCCAGUGACUCAGAGGAAAGUUUACCAGGACAGGGUAUUAUUAUAGUUAAUAUUUAUUAUAUUUAUUAUUAUAGUUUUCUCUAUUAUAGUUGCGUGCGUGUGUGUGUGGAUUGGGGGCGGGGACUUCAUGUGUGCAUUUCAAUAUGUGUGUGUGUGUGUGUGUUAUACAUGCUUGUCGGAUUGGUUAAGCCCAUUUAUUUAACAAUUUUGUUUUAAAUGGUUUAUUUUCUAACACUUUAAACAUGUUUUAAACAUGUUUCAUUUUAAAAUGUUUUUUGGUAAAAUUGUUUGUAAAAUGUUUCUUGUUUCCUCAUUGGCUUAGCCUCGUCACGUGAUAUGACUAUCAACGUACCGUUGAGAUACAUGUAGUUCAGUGAAAAUGAGCAGGAAACGACAAACGCGAAAACGCACCACAACCUGUGCUGAAUGUGACAAUAAUGGUUUGUCAUCAAGAUUCAGCCAGAAUUCUGAUACGGAAAUAGAAAUGUGGUGUGACUCGUGCACCUUCAGAAAAACAUUCAUUUUCAAUAGUACCUAGUUGAUAAGAUACACCUAACCCUAAUAUCCCCUGGAUAUUUCAGAAAAUUUUAACUUCAGCCGCAGGUACCGUUACGCAUUUGGCAACGACGAUUAACAAUAAAACGAAGUCAUACUUCGGAGGGAAAAGAGGUAAAAAGCGACGUGCGAAACACGCUCCACGGGCGCGAUGGGACCGCAAGAAGCAAGAGAACGAUACAGCCAGUGACUCAGAGGAAAGUUUACCAGGACAGGGUAUUAUUAUAGUUAAUAUUUAUUAUAUUUAUUAUUAUAGUUUUCUCUAUUAUAGUUGCGUGCGUGUGUGUGUGGAUUGGGGGCGGGGACUUCAUGUGUGCAUUUCAAUGUGUGUGUGUGUUAUACAUGCUUGUCGGAUUGGUAAAGCCCAUUUAUUUAACAUUUUUGUUUUAAAUGGUUUAUUUCUAACACUUUAAUCAUGUUUUAAUCAUGUUUCAUUUUAAAUUGCUUUUUGGUAAAAUUGUUUGUAAAAUGUUUCGUGUUUCCUCAUUGGCUUAGCGGUGUUUAACGGCAGCCGCAACUACUUUUUCAAAAUUAGCAACGACAUUGAACACCAAACGGAAAAAAUAUUUUGGAGGUAGAAAGCGUGCAAGAAGGCGACGUGCGAAACUUGCUGCUAUGAUCUAACCCAGGGGUCUCAAAACGCGGCCCACAUGAAUUUUCAAUUUUGAAUUUUUUAAACAAAAACAUUUUUGUGCGGCCCGCGGCCACGUCCGCGGUGUAUAUGUAUGUUGUGCUUGGUGAUUAAGUCCCGCGGUGAAAAUUACCCCCGUUCACAAGCGAAAUGAAAAUAACACAAGGGAGGGAACUACUAAAACGUUCAGGAAAUGUUCCAUACAUAUAAUAUUCUUGUUUCUGCUUUGUCAUCAGGUUUGUCAGUUGCGGAGGAGAGUUCAUUGUUUACUCAACUUUACUGUAGUAGUGUAGUAGCCCUAAAAAUGUCAUCGUCGUCCAAAAAGCGAAAAAUUGCGGAUGAAAACAGGGUGUUCCAGGAGAAGUGGGAAAAUUUAUAUUUUGUCACACAAGUGGGCGAGAAACUCAGCUGUAUGAUUUGCUUGCAGUGCAUCUCUGUGCCCAAGGAAUACAACAUACGUAGACAUUAUGAAACAUUGCAUCGAGAACAGUAUGCUGGACUGUCCGGCAAACUGGCGAGGAAAGUCCAUCACUUGAAAGCAUCUUUCAGCAAACAAAGAAACUUUUUUGCACGCAUCAACACAGCAAGCGAAGAUUCUGUGAAGGCAAGCUUUGUUGUUAGCGAGAUGAUAGCAAAGGCUUCGCGACCAUUCACUGAAGGCCAGUUUGUAAAAGAGUGUAUGCUACAGUCGUGUGAAAUUAUCUGCCCCGAGAAAAAGAAGCUCUUCGAAGGCAUAAGUUUGUCUGCGAACACAUUUGCAAGCAGGAUCACAGAGUCAGCGACAAAUGUUCAACAGCAACUGACUGCCGCUGCAAAAGACUUUGUAACAUAUUCCAUUGCACUGGACGAGUCUACUGGUGUAACACACACCGCAUACUGUGCCGUUUUCAUUCGUGGGGUCGACGAAAACUUGAACAUUGUUGAAGAGCUAUUGGACUUACUACCCAUGAAAGGAACGACGACUGGACGUGAUGUGUUUCAAGAACUGGAAGCUUGUAUUGACAGGUGUGGGCUACCGUGGGAAAAACUUGUUUCAAUGGCUACGGACGGUGCACCAGCAAUGUGUUCAGAGAAGGUUGGUGUUGUUUGGAUUAAUGGUAGAGAAACGGAAUCAGCUCAGCUUGGCGGGACCUUUUGCAGCCAUACACUGCAUUCUGCACCAAGAAGCACUCUGUGCCAAAAGUCUACAAAUGAAGAACGUGAUGGAUGUUGUCGUGAAGACGGUGAACUUCAUACGUGCACGGGGUCUCAACCACAGACAGUUUGUGUCCUUUCUAGCUGAUUUAGAAACGGAAUACGGAGAGUUGCUGUAUUAUACGGAAGUCAGAUGGUUGAGUCGUGGAAAAGUGCUGCAGAGAUUUUUUGAACUGAGACGGGAAAUAACAUUGUUCAUGGCAAUGAAAGACAGAGACAUACCUCAGCUCAGUGACCCAAUGUUUUUGUCGGAUCUUGCUUUUCUUACUGACAUCACGCAACAUCUCAAUACACUUAAUUCACAACUACAGGGCUCAAAGCAGCUGAUUGCCGUGAUGUUUGACCGCAUCAAAUCAUUCAGAUGCAAGCUGACUUUGUGGGCAAGUGUUGGCCUUAUUCCGAAAAUGUAAAAAUCCGUUAAAGGUUUAGUUCCGUUUUGGGUUAAAUAUACUUGGGCGGGAGCCUACAAGAUGUCUCUUGUGCGUGGUCUGACUGGAGAGUUUAUUGAAUGCCACCUCUCAUAAUACCUACAAACCAAUAACACCACAUGGUGUCAGAAGUGAGCAGCAAAGUGCUAGCUAUGUGAUUUCUCCAGAAACUUUCAGGUGGGCAAGUUUUUUCCCAUUUCGAAAUAUUGCGCAGUACGUUCCAGUUCGCAAUGUGACAUUUCUCGCAGCAUGUCUUUAAUAGUGUGCAGUUGGAUGAUUCAAAGUUUUGUGUACUCUACAUAAGUUUUGACUUGCGGUGCUUAGUACAAACAUUCGUGUACGCCACUUCAAGAACGUUGGUUACUUCGUUUUUUGUUUUUUUUUGUGGACGCCAGCAACAUGACAGAGACACACCAGAGAAAACACUUCACUGCAAACGUUCCGGUUCCCUCAAAGCUGGAUUUGUCUUCUAACAUUGAAGUAAAUUGGAAAAAAUUUCUUCGUCGGUGGCAGAACUAUGAGGUAGCUACGCGCCUUGAUAAAAAGAUUCAGCUUAUCGUAGUGCAGUUCUAUUAGCUUGCAUUGGUGAGGACGCACAAGAAAUCUACAAAGGAUUAUCCUUAGCAGAAGGGGAGAACAACAAAGAUAUCCAGACUGUCAUCGACAAGUUCAGCGACUUUUGUUUGGGUAGCACACAUGAGGUGUAUGAGAGCUACAAGUUUCAUAGCCGAAACCAAAACAAGGAUGAGUCAGUUGAUACUUACGUCACAGCUU
Pomacea canaliculata is the source of this 5116-nucleotide messenger RNA. Its product is annotated as general transcription factor II-I repeat domain-containing protein 2-like. The record is from RefSeq and is a predicted model, not a curated record. The transcript has 2 exons. Bases 2914 to 4002 code for a protein of 362 amino acids. NCBI's taxonomy places the organism in Eukaryota, Metazoa, Mollusca, Gastropoda, Architaenioglossa, Ampullariidae.